Molecule: messenger RNA, 4911 nt
Organism: Dromaius novaehollandiae (emu)
Lineage: Eukaryota; Metazoa; Chordata; Aves; Casuariiformes; Dromaiidae
Gene: KLHL36
Product: kelch like family member 36
Exons: 5
Coding region: 239-2086 (615 amino acids)
Molecular function (GO): cullin family protein binding
Source: RefSeq, a predicted model, not a curated record
GCCGGGGGGUGACAUUGCUGGGCGCCGCCAGGAAGCGGUUUUGCCCCUGGGGCUCUGGCGAGGAGUAGCGGUGAGCUCGCAGCCCGCGCCUGCAGCGCCGUGGCAUCACCAGUACCCGUGCUGAUCUCUGGUUGUGCAGCAGCGUGCGCCGAACUUGUUGGCACGGCAAAGCGUUAAAAAAAGUGAGAAAACAAGAUCCAUCAGGGAGCUGAAACGACGUGCUGCAGAUCGGCCUAUCAUGGAGGGAACCCGGCAAACUAGGAUUUGUCGUCCACACAAGAUAAGUGAAUCCUCAAAGGUGUACAGAUGGGACGACCACUCUAGUCUUGUUCUUCAGAGUCUGAAUGAGCAGAGGCACCGAGGCCUCUUCUGUGAUAUUGUCCUUGUGGUGGAUGAGCAGAGAGUCCCUGCCCAUCGGAAUCUCCUAGCUGUUUGCAGUGACUACUUCAACUCUAUGUUCACUAUUGGCAUGCGAGAAGCCCACCAAAAAGAGGUUGAACUCUUUGGAGCCUCUUAUAUUGGUCUCAAGGCUGUGGUAGAUUUCCUGUAUGGCAGUGAGCUGUCUUUGGAUGGAGGCAAUAUUGACUAUGUGCUUGAAACAGCUCACCUGCUGCAGAUCUGGAAGGUGGUCGACUUCUGUUGUGAGUACCUUGAGAAUGAAGUCAGUGAGGAGAACUACUUGUACCUACAAGAGUUAGCCUCUAUUUACAACCUGAAGCGCCUUGACUCCUACAUUGAUUCUUUCAUCUUGCAGAACUUUGGCACGCUGUCUUUCACCCCAGACUUCUUGCAAAAUGUUUCCAUGCAGAAGUUGUGCCAGUACCUGGACAGCAGCAAUGUGCAGCAGGAGUGUGAGCAUGACUUACUGCAGGCUGCCUUGCAGUGGCUUACCCAGUACCCGGAAAGGGAGAAUGAGGCUUACCAGGUUCUGGAUAACAUUCACUUUCCUUUGAUACCUAAAAGUGAUCUUCUCCAUCGAGUCAAGCCUGCUGUUUGCUCUCUUCUUCCCAAAGAAGCAAACUGUGAGGGUUUUAUAGAGGAAGCAGUGAACUAUCAUAAUAAUGUCACUGCUCAGCCGGUGCUGCAGAACAAACGGACUGCUCUGAGAACUAGCGAGGAAAGGCUCCUCUUUGUGGGUGGGGAGGUUUCCGAACGGUGCUUGGAACUGAGUGAUGAUACCUGCUUCUUGGACAUCAGAAAGGGGCAAUGGGUAGCAGAAACCCCUCUCCCAGCCAGACGAAGUCACCACUGUGUUGCAGUCCUGGGAGGCUUCAUCUUCAUAGCCGGAGGCAGCUUUUCAAGAGACAAUGGAGGGGAUGCAGCUUCAAAUCUCUUAUAUAGGUAUGAUCCCCGCUGUAACCAGUGGAUAAAGGUUGCCUCCAUGAGACAACGUCGCGUAGAUUUCUACCUGGGAGCUAUUACCGACAUGCUGGUAGCUGUUGGUGGCAGGAAUGAAAAUGGGGCGCUUUCUUCAGUUGAGACCUAUAGUCCUCAAAAAGAUACGUGGUCCUAUAUAGCAGGCUUGCCAAGGUUUACUUAUGGCCAUGCUGGAACAGUCUACAAGGAAUUUGUGUACAUUUCAGGAGGCCAUGAUUACCAAAUUGGCCCAUAUAGAAAAAAUCUGCUCUGCUAUGAUUAUCGCACGGAUGUUUGGGAGGAGAAAAGGCCAAUGAUCACUGCCAGGGGGUGGCACAGUAUGUGCACCUUACAGGACCAUAUCUAUUCCAUUGGAGGCAGCGAUGACAACAUAGAAACCAUGGCCCGUUUUGACAUUCUGAGUGUGGAGUCAUACAGCCCUCAGUGUAACCAGUGGACCAGAGUUGCUCCUUUGCUGCAAGCAAACAGUGAGUCAGGGGUGGCCGUUUGGGAAGGCAAGAUUUAUAUUCUUGGAGGCUACAGCUGGGAAGAAACAGUCUUUUCCAAAACAGUCCAAGUUUAUGAUAAGGAGAAAAAUAAGUGGUACAAAGGAACAGACUUACCCAAAGCAAUUGCUGGUGUGUCUGCAUGUGUCUGUGCAUUGAAACCGAAAACAGAUGACAAAAAGAAAAAGACAAAAACAAAAAAACAUCAAGAUCGAGGAAGAUGACUACUUCUGGAUAACCAGCCUUUGAGGAUGGACUCCAAAGGAACUUCGUAUUUAAUCGUUUCUUUCUAACCUUGAUUCUUUCCUUUCCUUUUCUUUUAAAAUGGAAACAAAAGAAAGUGUCUUCUGAGACCUCAGAAAAUGUACAGUUGAAUGUGUUUUUUGGAUUGAGCUAAUGUUUAAGGUUAAAAACAACAAAAACAUAAAUUCCAAAACCCCCUACCCCCUACCACUGUAUAAGGAGUGAGGUGGCAAGAGAGGUUAUGCCACUUUUCUGAAUGUUACGGUGUAGUCUUUUACUUCUGUGGUUCAUGGCAUUUCUACGCACAUCUUAUUCUAUUGACAUUUUAAAAUAAAGUUGAAUUUUUGGCUGAGGUCAUAACGUAGACAGGCAGAGUACAGAGUGUCCAGUUUAAAGUUACAGAGCAGUUCAGAGGAAUUCAGAAGCAUUUGCUAAGGAAAAAAAUGAAAUGGAACUUGGACAGUGUUGUAAAUCUUGAAAUUUUUGUUCCAUUAAAUUUCAUUUACAGUAUGUUUUUGAGUUGUUAGUAUCAGAUUUCUGGAACACACGAGUGUUCAAAGAGACUUGCUUUUGGUGAAUGCAGAUCAGAUCAGCUUGUUGAGCAAGUAACUCCCCUGUACUCUUAAGAUUCAGAAGAUGUUACUAUGUGGCUAAACAAAUAGGAGUGACAUGGGCUUGGAGCGGUAGCAUUGUAAACUUAGAAAUCUGGGAAAGAUGACAUGAUUUUUGCAUCCCUUGGUGGCAGGAACUUUGCAGCAUUUUUCAUAACAUAAGAGCAAGCUUUGCUUAGACUUCAAAAUCUGCCCCAGACUCAGGGGGAAAAAAAACACUGAAGAACUUGGAGAUUUGAGGAUUUGGUUGGAAACUGUAUAGUUUGCCUGGAGCUUCAAAGCAGAUGGAACUGAUACAGUUCAUUGAGAGGUGGCUGAGUAGGUAACGGGGGAACAAAUGGCAGGAAGAGCCUCUAGGUGAACCUGGAGCAAGAGUAUGUCCUUCUCAGCCCCUUCAGGCAGUAGAAGCUAGGAUCUGCUUCAUUCACCUUGGGGCUCACAGUGGUCAUCAUUAGUAUCCAGUGGGGGGGAUGUACUGGGCACAUCUGCUAUCAAGAAGCUGAUUAACCCAGGAUGAUAAAUUGGGAUUCAGUAAUGCUGAAGAAAAGCAACUUGGAUUUUUACCUGAGCUAAUAGGCUAUCUUCCCCCCCAACACACCUUGAAAUUCAAAAUGUCUUUUCAUGAAACUAACCUUUUCUGAUAAGCCCUGAGUUGCAGUCCCCACCAAGCCUAUCAGAAAUGCAACAGAACACCGUCCCCAGCAAGAAGGUUUAAAAUGGAGAAAACGAAACUAUUCUCAGGGCUGUGUUUGGGAGCCAGACAGAGGGACUGCGAAUUGCAUGUUAGCCUGUGUCAUGCUGUUCUCUGCAUACCAAGUAAAGCGAUUUCAGACCCAAGUGUUAGUCCAUCCUCGACAAACACAGCUGAUUCUGCUGCAGAUAUUAAAAUUCCUCGACUGUCUGGCCAGCCUUUGGUCGUUCACCCUGGGGCAUUUUACAAAUGCACCUCUGAUCUGGAAGAGGUUGAUCACCAGCAAUCUGAUACAACUGCUUUAGUUAUUGUAAUAAUGCCAGGCCACAGACUAGUAUUCCUCCUUUCCAAAAGAAGAACUUUUUAGAAAGUUUGUAAAAACUUUUAUACUCUUUUAUAGCACAUUUUGCUAACUCAGUCUCUCGUUUGCCAUAUAUUACAUUAUUUACUAUGGAAGCUACUGCUCUGUAAUUGUGGCCCUAUUGUUGCUGUCAGGAACUCAUAACUGGAUGGAUCUUUUAGUCUUUGCAUAGUUGGUUGGGAUGUGAUGCAGCUGUUAAAGCAGCAUUUACAUUCUCAGCAUUGUUAGGCAGUCAGCUAUAAUUGUGACUAUUGUACAGCCUCUUUGCUGAUAGUCCAGCUUGUCAGACAUGCUAAUAAACAUUCUUUAUUUUCAGCUAUUGGUGAUCUGCUGAGUGGAUUUCAAGAGCUUUGGUUUAAAGUUCUGCUGGGGAGCUACUGCUUCUUUCCCCUCCACCCCCCUCAGUCCUCCUUUCAUAUCUCCCUUGUCAUACACCAUAACCUUGUAUUUCAGACUUGCCUUUUUUUUCCAUCUAGUGUACGUACAGUUGAUAUCCUGCUACCCCCUUUUUUUUUGUAACUCUUUACCUCAUUAAUUGGAAAACGCUAAGAAAACAUCUUUUGCACUUAAAAAUGUCAUUAGAAGCUCUUGUAAUUUAGAGAACUCCUAGACAUAUUACAAGAACUUGUGUUGAAAGAAGUACCUCUCAAUAAAUUCCUGGGGUGCAAGAAAGUUACAGGACUCUUUCCCAGUGCUAAGAAAGGAUUUGAGAAAACUAGUUAUGAGAUGAAUUUUGUAAAACUCCUUGAUUUUUUUUUUGAUGUUUUAAAAAAAUGCCUAAGGCAUUAGUCUUUCACUUGCAUUAAUGAAUUUGUUUUAAAGACUUUGUACAUUGCAUGAGGUAAUGGUUAUUCUUUUUUUAUCCUAAAAAUAAAUACAUUUUGGUUAUGACAAACUCACUAAUGAGUUCUUUUAUAUAUAUAUAUAUAUAUAUAUAUAUCUGAAAUCCUUGCUAUGUUGACUGACAACUCCCACUUAACUUUUGGGGAAGUUUUCAUGUGUAAGUAUAGAACAAAGAUUUCAAAGACGUGCUUUGUUUCUGUUAAUUGGUUGCUUGUUACUAUAUUUCCCCCCUUAAUUAAAUGUGCUUAUGUAUUACAUUGAUGUCUGAAAAAAUAAAUCCAAUUUAGAAUAUUGUAUUCA